CCACACAGCAAGUAACGCGGAAAAAGCUAGCAGAGCGACUUUUCGGCACAGGAAAAGGCGCUUUAGAUAUCUUUCAUUUUAUGUCUUCACCGAAUGGCGCUUCUGAUAUAGAAAGGGGUGCUUUACAGGUUCAAGUAAGCCAUUAAAAUAUUUAUUGCAAAUUCAGUUCAGGAGACCAAGGACGUGAUGAACGAAUAGACGGCGGCUCAGCUUGCGGCUAUAUGCUAUAGGUUCUUGCAACCGUUAUUCUCAUAGAAAAGGACAUUAAGUAGAAAUUCACUGAGCAGCUUUCUACCUGGAAUCCUGACUGAUGAAGACAUGUCCUGACAUCCACCAGUGAUAACCUACUUCCCGCAGGUUGAAAGGUGAAACAAGAAUGUAACCUUAAAAUACGAAAUUAAUUGUUUGGUUAAUAAUUAGGACAGCGAGAGAUGUCCAGAAGUGUAGGCUAUGCUGUGGGAGACUCCCGGAAGUUCCGGGAGAGGUGGGAUGUUUGGCAUGUUGCCCCCUUCCAUGCAGUUCAUGUCGAUUGCAACAGGUUACGCAGCCGGCCCUCUCCAAAUGCGCUUAAAGUGCUCCGUGUUGACGCGUCUCUUUCUAAGGAUUUUGCUCCUAUAGAUCUUGGUGCCAUGGUAGAACACGGCGGACUGGAUAUUAUGUGCCUAAAUAAGUACUGUAACAGCUCAUCCUCGUCUUCCACGUCAGACGGAGAUAAGAACUUGUUGAAAAAGUUGAGAGUCCGUCUCACCGAAAAUUAUCCCCAGAAAAACGCAGAGGUUCUGAGUGCCCAGUACGGCACACAGUUGCUGCUGAUUGGGGUGGCAUUAAUGUUUGCUCUCGCUAACAGUGGACCAUCCGUUCACGAGGAGCACCUGCUGUCCUUCCUCACCACCCUCAUGAUUUUGCAGCUUUUAUGGAUGCUCUGGUACAUUGUGCGCAAGGACAGGCAGAGGAGUCUGGUAUCAGAGAAAGACGUGCAUGCUGGAACCAGCUGGAUAAGAGGGGGACUGUCACUACUGGCUUUGCUAUCGCUGAUUAUGGAUGCUUUCCGCAUUGGUUACUUUGUGGGAUAUCAAUCGUGCAUAUCCGCUGUGAUCGUCGUAUAUCCCAUCAUCCACGCGGUCCACACAAUAUCUCAGGUGUAUUUUCUGUGGUUUCACAUCAAAGAUGUCAUCAACAGAUACAAAACAUUUGAAAGAUUCGGCGUGAUUCACGCAGUCUUCACAAACCUCUUGUUGUGGUGCAACGGAGUCAUGUCAGAGUCGGAGCACUUCAUGAACAAUCACAACAGAAGGCUCUCAUCCCUCGGCUUCAUCAACCACUCCAUAGUGGAGUUUGAGCCUGACUGCAACUGCACCACUAGUGCUUGCACCAUGUUCUCCAGUGGCGUGUUCUACCUGUACCCAUUCAACAUCGAGUACCACAUCUUCGUUUCGGCCAUGCUCUUCGUCAUGUGGAAGAACAUCGGCCGCACCAUCGACCACCACACUAACCGCAAGAAGCCCACCACCCGGACCACCGGCCUCGUCCUGGGCCCCAUCUUCGGGCUGGUGGCCUUGGCCAGCACCAUCGGCAUCCUGGUGGUCUACACCAUCCACGUGGAGAAGUCGCUGUCCAUGCGCGAGUCCGCCAUCGUUAUGUUCUACUCCUACAGCAUCGCCAUGCUGGCGUUCAUGUGCGUGGCCGGCGCCACCGGCCUGCUUAUCUACCGGGCCGAGGGCCUGCCCAUGGACACGACCAAGAACCCGUCGCGGCAGCUCGACGCCGAGGUGCUGCUGGGCUCGUCGGUUGGCUCGUGGCUCAUGUCGUGGUGCAGCAUCGUGGCGGUGGCGGCGGCAGCGUCCGGCAGCGGUCCGAGCCUCCGCUGGUGCAACCUGGUCCACUCGCUGCUGGCCGUGCUGGAGAAGUAUGUGCAGAACCUCUUCAUCGUCGAGUCGCUGUACCGCAAGAGGUGCGAGGAGGCCGGGGAGCACGUCGAGGCCGGCGCUAACGGUGGGGGUGGCACCAGCACCGGCGGCGGAGUUGCGCCCGAGAUCUUCUCUGUGGCCGCCUCCAUGGGUCCGUUAUACGACGGCAUCAUCAACCGGGCCUACGACAACCAGUACCGGUGCUGCGGGGCGCUAGAGAGCGAGCCGGUGGAGAACGGCCAGGCGUACGGCUGCGGCCGGAAACCCUCAGAUGUGUCGCUGCCCGUCGGCCCGCGGCUGAAGGACAAGCCCAGCAAGAAGAGGCAAAUCCUCAAGAACAUUGCUGUCUUCCUCUUCAUGUGCAACAUCUCACUUUGGAUCCUCCCUGCAUUCGGCUGUCGCCCUCAGUACGACAGUGGACUGGAACAGGAGACCUUUGGCUUUGCCUUUUGGACCACAGUGCUCAACUUUGCCAUCCCCUUGAACCUCUUCUACAGAAUGCACUGUGUGGCCUCCCUCUUCGAAGUGUUCAGGAAAGUGUGAGGCAAAAUAUGAGGAGAUGGGUUAUCUAGUCUUCAGUGGAGCGCUGUAAAAGAGGGAGAAGGAGAUGAUCUGCACACUGUAUAUGGACUCCAAGAAAUACUUUAUUUACUCUAAAGCUCUGUAAAAGCGGCUCAUGGUAUCAAGUUCUCACGUAAGAAAUCAGGAUGAGUUGUGUUUCAGAAAUCAGCAUACAUGGUGCUCAGCAUCAUAAAAUUCUAUUGAAUUGUAUUUUAAAGCAGUGUACUGUUUUGGUAAACUGCAUAUAGAAAUCAUUAAUCUUUUUUAAAGAGAUUAAUUCAUUGGGAGCUUUGAUUGCUAUAGAGGGCUGGUAUCUUGGAAACUUUUCAGAGAAUGUAGAACCUUUGUUGUCAGUUAGUCACACAGUUUUCUGGUCAUUCUAGUGAAGUCAACAGUGUAUGGGUCAUUACUUGAACUUCAUGGUACAUUCCUGAAGUUGGCAAACAACUUCUUUCCAUUGAAAUCAUUUUACCGAGUAAACAAACAUUUUAAAAUUGUACAUAAGAUAGAACACAUUGAGUAUGGUAGAAUGAUUAGAAGUUGUUAUUUUUCUUAUUGUGCUACUGUAAAUGUAUGUAAUAACAUGGAUUAUGUUCUCAUGUGUAUGCUCUUUGUCUGGCUACACCGGGUGCAUUGAAAUGUUCUGUUCGCGGGGAAGGAAAAAAAUAAUUUAAGAAAACUGAUCUGAUUUUCAAAUGUGCACACCUCUAUCAUGUCUGGUGUAGCCAGUUCCAUUGAUUAUAGUGGAAGCUACUUCUUGUAGCUUGUGCUCUGAAAACAGAAUGCUUCAGUAGCAUGCUCGGUAUAGCCCAGCUUUAAGUCAAAAGAUUUACCAAAAAUAUGCAACUGGCCCUUUGGUCAUCUGUUGACCAAUUACUUACAUCAAAUGAUUUGAAUGAUGAGUUCAUUGCAGCUCAUUCUCUGUCGUUAUUUGUAUCCCUAUGACAAAUGACCGUAAGCCAGUCGUUUGGUGUGGCCCAUUUUCACUUGAAGCAUAAAGCAUUUCACAUCUCCAGGAAGCAGUGCCCUCAAUUAUCACCAAAACGCUCUUUCAAAUG
Molecule: messenger RNA, 3526 nt
Organism: Alosa alosa (allis shad)
Lineage: Eukaryota; Metazoa; Chordata; Actinopteri; Clupeiformes; Clupeidae
Gene: otop1
Product: otopetrin 1
Exons: 6
Coding region: 432-2450 (672 amino acids)
Biological process (GO): proton transmembrane transport; inner ear morphogenesis
Cellular component (GO): membrane
Molecular function (GO): proton channel activity
Source: RefSeq, a predicted model, not a curated record